CAAAGCAGCAUAGAGAGAUACAAAGAAACAAGAAAAAGAAGAAAAAUAUAUAGAAAUGGGUGGUUCCAAGUUUCAUGCACUUAUGUAUCCAUGGUUCGCAACUGGUCAUAUGACUCCGUUCCUUCAUCUUGCCAACAAAUUGGCUGAAAAAGGUCAUAUGGUUACUUUCUUGCUUCCUAAGAAAGCUCUGAAACAGUUAGAGCAUCUCAAUCUGUUUCCACACAACAUCGUCUUUCGCUCUGUCACCAUCCCUCAUGUGGAUGGUCUCCCCGUUGGCACAGAGACCGCCUCUGAGAUCCCGGUGACAUCAGCUGAUCUCUUGAUGUCCGCUAUGGAUCUCACACGUGACCAAGUUGAAGUUGUGGUCCGAGCCGUGGAACCGGACCUGAUCUUCUUUGACUUUGCUCAUUGGAUUCCAGAAAUAGCUAGAGACUUUGGCCUUAAGACUGUAAAGUACGUUGUCGUGUCUGCAUCGACUAUAGCUAGUAUGCUUGUCCCAGGUGGUGAGUUAGGUGUUCCUCCGCCGGGAUAUCCUUCAUCGAAGGUGCUGCUUCGUAAACAAGAUGCUUACACCAUGAAGAACCUGGAGCCUACAAUCGAUGUCGGACCAAACUUGUUGGAACGAGUCACUACAAGUCUUAUGAACUCUGAUGUCAUUGCGAUAAGGGCAGCCAGAGAAAUCGAAGGAAACUUUUGCGACUAUAUCGAAAAGCAUUGCAGGAAAAAGGUUCUCUUGACAGGUCCGAUGUUCCCUGAGCCAGACAAGACUAGAGAGCUAGAGGAACGAUGGGUUAAGUGGCUAAGUGGGUAUGAACCAAACUCAGUGGUGUUUUGUGCACUGGGCACACAAGUCAUUUUAGAGAAAGAUCAGUUCCAAGAACUCUGCUUAGGGAUGGAGCUAACAGGUUCACCGUUUCUUGUAGCGGUUAAGCCACCUAGAGGCUCAUCAACGAUUCAAGAAGCACUUCCAGAAGGAUUCGAGGAGCGGGUUAAAGGAAGAGGAGUUGUUUGGGGAGGAUGGGUUCAACAACCAUUGAUAUUGUCUCAUCCAUCGGUCGGGUGCUUUGUGAGCCAUUGUGGGUUUGGAUCAAUGUGGGAGUCUUUGCUGAGUGAUUGUCAGAUAGUCUUGGUGCCACAGUUGGGUGAUCAGGUCCUCAACACAAGAUUGAUGAGUGACGAACUCAAGGUUUCGGUUGAAGUGGUAAGAGAGGAAACAGGAUGGUUCUCGAAAGAGAGCUUGCGUGAUGCUAUCAAUAGUGUGAUGAAAAGGGACAGUGAGAUCGGGAAUCUGGUGAAGAAGAAUCACACCAAGUGGAGGGAGACACUAGCUAGUCCUGGACUUAUGACCGGUUAUGUCGAUAAUUUCAUAGAGUCAUUGCAGGAUCUUGUCUCUGUUACCAACCAUGACUGAAAGAUAGAAACACUAUGAUGUUUCUAAGUAGAAGGGGGUGAUCAAUAAGGUUGAUAUAAACCAUACUAUCUUGAAGUGCUUCUUUUUCCAAGUGUGUUUUUGUUUGUUUGUAUGGUUCAUUUAUUGUAUCAUGUUUCUAAGUGGCAGUAGGUGAUCAUUAAGGUUUGUAUAAACCAAACCUCUGUUUUCUAGUUGGCUUUAUAAUAAUGUGUUUCAUAGUUG
Messenger RNA from Arabidopsis arenosa, 1633 nucleotides. NCBI's taxonomy places the organism in Eukaryota, Viridiplantae, Streptophyta, Magnoliopsida, Brassicales, Brassicaceae. The record is from the annotation of a GenBank genome assembly.